Molecule: messenger RNA, 1077 nt
Organism: Pipistrellus nathusii (Nathusius's pipistrelle)
Lineage: Eukaryota; Metazoa; Chordata; Mammalia; Chiroptera; Vespertilionidae
Source: the annotation of a GenBank genome assembly
AUGGACCUCCUGGGAAUCGACAACGAUGACUAUUCCGAUUAUGAGAACUACAGCACGGACCCCAAUAUCCCCGUGGACAACUCUUCCUACACCCCCCCGAGGCUGGGCGCCCCGGACGUGCUGUCCCUGGCGAUCUUCGCGGUGGUCUUCCUGGUGGGGGUGCCCGGCAACCUCAUGGUGGUGUGGGUGACGGGGUGCGAGGCCCGGCGCGCCAUCAACGCCAUCUGGUUCCUCAACCUGGCCGCGGCGGACCUGCUGUCCUGCCUGUCGCUGCCCAUCCUGUUCGUGAACAUCCUGCACCACAACGACUGGUCCUUCGGGGAGGCCGCCUGCCACGUGCUCCCCUCGCUCCUCCUGCUCAACCUGUUCGCCAGCAUCCUGCUGCUGGCCGCCAUCAGCGCCGACCGCUUCCUGCUGGUGUUCAACCCCAUCUGGUGCCAGAACUACCGUGGGGCCCGGCUGGCCUGGGUGGCCUGCGCCGUGGCCUGGGGCCUGGCCCUGCUGCUCACCAUCCCCUCCUUCGUGUACCGGAAGGUGAACGUGCAGCAAUUCCCCGACAAGAUGGAGUGCGGCCUCAGCUACGGACGCGACGCCGCCGGCGUCCGCAAGGAGAGGGCCGUGGCCACCGUGCGGCUGCUGGUGGGCUUCCUGUGCCCGCUGGCCACCCUCUCCGUCUGCUACACCUUCCUCCUGCUGCGGACCUGGAGCCGCAGCGCCACGCGCUCCACCAAGACGCUCAAGGUGGUGGCCACGGUGGUGGCCAGCUUCUUCCUGCUCUGGCUGCCCUACCAGGUGUCCGGGAUGGUCCUGGCCUUCCUGCCCCCGUCCCACCGCCACUACAAGGCCGUGUCCCGCUUCGACGCCCUGUGCGUCUCCAUCGCCUACAUCAACAGCUGCAUCAACCCCGUCAUCUACGUGGUGGCCGCCCGGGGCUUUCAGGCCCGCGUCCUCAAGUCCCUCCCCGCCCGGCUGCGCAACGUGCUGACCGAGGAGUCCCUGGCCAAGGGGUCCAAGUCCUUCACGUCCAAGUCCUUCACGCUCUCCACGGUGGACCAGAGGAGCCAGGCCAUGGUGUAG